AUGCUCCAUUUCCGCCAUCUCCAGCCAUCCCUUUUUCGCCGCUCUGCGUCGCUACGCUCGCUGUCGACGUCACCUCGCAGCUUUCGCAAGAUUCUUGUGGCUAAUCGCGGAGAAAUCGCUUUACGCGUCUUGCGCUCGGCCCAGAAGCUCAACAUCGAGACUGUCGCUGUCUAUAGCGACGCUGACGCCAACUCACAGCAUGUAAAGAUGGCUACAGAAGCCUAUCGACUGGGCCCUGCAGCAGCCAGCGAGAGUUACUUGAACUUCCCUAAAAUCCUGGAGAUCUGCCGUCUCUCGGAGGCUGAGGCGGUGCAUCCAGGCUAUGGCUUCCUAUCGGAAAACGCGGCAUUUGCUCGGGCUUGCCAAGAGGCUGGCAUUGAGUUCAUUGGACCUUCGGUCAAAGCUAUUGAAGACAUGGGCUCUAAGAGCGCAUCCAAGGACAUUAUGAUCAAGGCCGGCGUGCCGGUCACCCCUGGAUAUCACGGAGACGACCAGAGCUUCGCAACAUUACAAAGAGAAGCUAGGAAGAUUGGAUACCCAGUGCUUAUCAAAGCAGUGCUGGGAGGUGGAGGCAAAGGCAUGAGAAUCGUCGAUGAAGACAAGGAACUGCAAGAAGCUCUGGAUGCUUGUGUAAGAGAGGGACAAGCUUCUUUUGGAGACGGGCGCGUCUUGAUUGAAAAGUAUCUGAAGAAACCAAGACAUGUGGAGCUUCAGAUCUUUGGUGAUAAGCAUGGAAAUGUUAUUCAUCUCUUUGAGAGAGACUGCAGUGUGCAACGUCGACAUCAGAAAGUAUUGGAAGAAGCUCCGGCUCCUAACAUGUCCGAGGCGCUGCGCAAGAAAAUGGGAGAUGCAGCUGUAGCUGCAGCAAUGGCUGUGGGCUACGUUGGUGCUGGCACGGUAGAAUUCCUUUUAGACGAGGACGAGUCGUUCUAUUUCAUGGAGAUGAAUACGCGUCUACAAGUGGAACACCCGGUCACUGAAAUGAUCACAAAGCAAGAUUUGGUGGAGCUGCAAUUGAAGGUUGCCGCAGGCCAAAAGCUUCCGAUCCGUCAGGAGGACCUGAGCAUUCACGGACACGCUCUUGAGGCCCGCAUCUACGCUGAAAACCCGUACAAUGACUUUCUUCCUGGGAGUGGGACGCUGCAGCAUCUCCGCUUGCCAUACACAUCACAAGACGUCCGCGUGGAUACUGGCAUCGUAGAAGGUGACGAAGUGUCAAUUUUCUACGACCCAAUGAUCGCCAAGCUGAUUGUGCACGGUGAAAACCGCCAGGCAGCACUGGAUAAGAUGAUUAAAGCGCUGCACGAGUACCAGAUCGUGGGCCUUCCCACAAACAUCGAGUUUGUGACUCGCACAGUCGACCACGCCACAUUCCGCAAAGGUGCUGUUGAUACGAGUUUUCUUAACAAGUUUGGUGACGAGGUUCUUGGCUCGUUGGGAGCGUACCCUCCUUAUGCCAAGGCGCUUGGGGCUGUGAGUUUGCUGCUGCUGGAGCAAGGUAUAUACCUGCCUGCUGGGAACCAUAAUGGCGAACUCCAGUCUCCUUGGUUGGACGAUUCCCUUUCACACUUCCGUUCAUUAGAAACGCUAGAAAGGAAAUUUCAUCUAAGCCACGACGACGAGAAAGCUUUGGUGACUGUCAAAUGUUUAUCGAAGACAACCUACGAAGUUUUAAUGAAUAACAAUGGUGCUCGAGAGAGCCUCUCGGUUAGUGGUGCGAUCGACAAGAACGGCGACUUUAAGAUCCGAGUGAACAAUCGCACAUAUAAGGGAACAGCUGUGGUUCACAACCACGACCUACACCUCUUUUGCAAUGACAACAGCCUGCGCUACGAAUACAAGUUCCACAUCCCGCUGCCGACUUUUGAACCAGCAGAAGGAAGCUCGGAUUCUUCUGCACACAGCAAGAUCGUGGCGCCGAUGCCAGGCAAGAUCAUUAAGGUGUUGGUGAAAAACGGCGACAAGAUCACGGCGGACCAACCCCUCGUGAUUAUGGAGGCCAUGAAGAUGGAGCAUGUGAUCCGGGCACCAACAGAUGGUAAAGUGCAGGAACUAUUGUGCGAGAUGGACGACUUUGUAACAGAUGGUUACGUGCUCGUCAAACUCGAGUAG
Messenger RNA from Peronospora farinosa, 2112 nucleotides. NCBI's taxonomy places the organism in Eukaryota, Oomycota, Peronosporomycetes, Peronosporales, Peronosporaceae. The record is from the annotation of a GenBank genome assembly.